Stomoxys calcitrans (stable fly) is the source of this 8139-nucleotide messenger RNA. It is a transcript of the gene zfh2, whose product is annotated as zinc finger protein 2. Gene Ontology annotation, cellular component: nucleus. The coding region runs from base 182 to 7918 and encodes 2578 amino acids. Gene Ontology annotation, biological process: regulation of transcription by RNA polymerase II. Gene Ontology annotation, molecular function: zinc ion binding; DNA-binding transcription factor activity, RNA polymerase II-specific; RNA polymerase II cis-regulatory region sequence-specific DNA binding. The record is from RefSeq and is a predicted model, not a curated record. The transcript is spliced from 10 exons. NCBI's taxonomy places the organism in Eukaryota, Metazoa, Arthropoda, Insecta, Diptera, Muscidae.
GUUUGUGGUAGCCGUGUCGUUCAAUCAGUAAUUUUUUUUAUAUGUCAAACAAUGAACGGAUUUUCUAAAUAUUAGUUUCAUCCUCAUACGAGGGACACAGAUGGGCUUAUAAACAUGUAGUCAUAAUAAGCAGUGAGCGCUAAAGAAAUCAUUGAAGAACAUACUACGUGAAAGCUCUCAAAUGUUUACAGGCAACUUUGUUUGUGACAUAAAUGAUAGUACAUAUAAAGCUGACGAAGAAGCUUCCAUAUUACAGAGAACACAACAACAAAAUGUUUCUGUUGGCAUCGACAAUGAUUCUCCACUGCUCUUAGAUCGAAAGCUGACUUCAUCACUCUUGAAGCCCUUCCAGUCGAUGUCAUAUGGGUACACAUCUCCCAAAUUCCACAUACAACAGCAAAAUAAUCCAAAAGUUCACACAUUUAAAAUUUUAAAUGCUACCGAUGCCAGUAUUAACUUUCGACAAGAAGAGACGACUACCCAAAUAAAGACUCCUAUAUUAAUGUGUUUUAUUUGUAAACUAUCAUUCGGAAUUACUAAAUUAUUUGUACUGCACGCAAAUAAGGAACACGGUAUAGACUUGCAAGAAUUUGAGAGAUCCUUGUUAUUACGAAGGGAAUACGCAAGUGCAAUUAUUCAAAGAAAUAUGGAUGAAAAUCCGCAGAUCUCAUUUUUGGAACCAGAUUGCGCCGAAUCAAAACACUUCCUCACCGAAACAGGAAAGAAAGCAGAUCCCCAGCUUGCGAGUUGCACAAUGCAACGUGAAAAUAUUGAUUGUAAUGAUAUGUCCUCAGAUCCUAACAAUUCACAAACAGCUCCAAAGGGUAAUGUUUCGUUGCAAUCUGUAUCUACCUCGUGUUCUGCUGUCCCAUUGCCAUCUACCUCUCAAUCAAACGAAACUAAACCCACAGGGUAUAUUGAUAACAAUGAAGUAUCGCCAAUUAAUUUUGUCAGAUCAAUAUACUCGGAGGAUAAAUCACGGACGCUUAUGCCACAAAAUCCAUUGUUAACACCUACACAAACUCCUAUGCCAAUAGACAUGUCACCAACAACGACUUCAUCAAUUCAUCCUAAAAGUGAAGAGAAACUUAUGGAGUUUUCCUCGGACAAGAAUUGCAAUGAGAGUGAGGAAGAUAACUCUUUGCUGCAACUCGAAAAAAGUGAUAUUUCAUGGGAGCAAAAAGAAAAAUCUGCAUCUGCUGCUGUUCCAAACUCUUCGGUUCAACUAAGCUCUUUGCACGCAUCUUGGUUUGUUCUUAGCGCUGAACAAAAUUCAGGCAAUGUAAAGAUGAUUAGUGAUUUUCUGCAACAACAACUAUCGGAACUACAACAACAAAAUCACUUCACAUUCCCCACGUGUAUUGAACGAUUAUCUUCUCUUAGAAAGGGUUGCCCGCUUCACACUGAUCGCAAAGGAAUCGAUUGCAAGUCAUGCGAAUUAGCGGAGCUCAAUAUUAAUAUGAAGGAGCAAAAGAAGAAUUCAACACGUAAACCCAAUGUCCCAUCUGCUAUAACACCGACAAGAAGUGCUGCCAAUAACCAGCUUCCACUUGUUCCAAAAAAUAUGGUUCCUCACAGCAAUAUGCGCCAAUGCACCAUUACAUCGGCAGCACCACCAUCAGUAACAACCAGUUUUACUAUAGGAGCAUGUUCCGAUCACAUCAAUGGUCGCCCCUUAGACGUAGAAUGCAUUCGAUGCGAAAUGAUUUUGAAUACAGCACGUCUAAAUACAAGUACACAACAAUCAACCCGUAAUUCUUGCAAAACACUAAAAUGCCCGCAAUGCAAUUGGCAUUACAAAUAUCAAGAGACUUUAGAAAUUCACAUGCGAGAAAAACAUCCUGACGGCGAGUCGGCUUGCGGUUACUGUUUGGCAGGCCAACAACACCCAAGAUUAGCAAGGGGAGAAUCAUACUCCUGCGGAUAUAAGCCAUAUCGCUGCGAAAUUUGUAAUUAUUCGACAACCACUAAAGGCAAUCUUUCCAUACACAUGCAAUCCGAUAAACAUUUGAAUAACGUCCAGGAACUAAACAGUUCACACAGUAUUGUGGCUGCGGCUACCUCCGCUAAUGGAAUUGUAAAAUUGGAUAACACUGCAACAAACUACAUACACCAAUACAACAUGAUACGCCAACAUCGUCCUCAAAUUACUCUUUCCAAUUGUGAGGGUGAAAGUAAAUCCCUUCGUUCUUCUGAGUCUGAAGCAAAGGUACUGAAGAAUGCUCCAAGCCUUAACGAAUUAGGGUUUAGACCUAAUCCGUCCUUCAGGUGUGACAUGUGUAAUUAUGAGACUGCCGUAGCCCGAAACUUGAGAAUUCAUAUGACCAGUGAUAAGCAUACGCAAAACCUAACGAUAUUGCAAAAUAACAUCAAACAAAUGCAGGCCCUGUCGGUACUUCAACAACAGCAACAACAGCACAACCAUAAACAAUUGGGUGAGCAAAUCAUAGAAAAUAUCAGUGAUCGACAAUUUUCAAAUUUGCCAUACAACCAAGAGAUAAUGAUGCACCUAUUGCACCAAAAUUCUGCAUCUACAAUAAAAUUGUGCUCCGAUAAGGAUGUGACAUUAAUUAAUACGGAAGACAAACAACAACUUGAAUUUAACUCGGGUUAUGGUGUGAUACAAGAAGAUUCUUCGGCUUUGACAUCACUUAGUAUAGAGCUCCCCUUCAGAAGAAACGACUGGCCUACAGAAUAUUUCAGUUGCUUAAUAUGUGAAAAUUUCAGCACCAAUGACAUUGAUGAACUUAACCAACACUUGACUCUUGAUCGAUCUAGUCAAUUUUCUCCAAUGGUUGAAUCCAAACAGUCAACCAAAUACAAUUUCAACGAUCGGUCAUCGCCACCUUCGUGCGUAUGGUCGGAAAUCAUGACCGUUCAAAAUAACAAUUAUAUUUGUUUCCUCUGCAAAUACAAGACCAAUCUUAGAGCAAACUUCCAGUUACACAGUAAAACCGAUAAACAUCUGCAGAAAUUAAAUUUCGUCAAUCAUCUGCGGGAGGGGGGCAUACACAACGAGAAUAAGUUAAAAUACUACCAACAGCAACACCAUCAGAAGGGAAUAUAUCCCAUGCAAAUUAAAUGCAAUUGCUGCGAUUUUUUCUCGAAUUCCAUCCAACAAUUGAAAGUACAUACAAAGAAUCCCCAUCACGACACUAUGAGAGUAACAUUCCAAUACCUAAAUGAACUAUUGCGAAAGGAAAUCAACAACACUGCUAUGGAUAAUUCGGGAGGCGACGAUAAGUCCGUGGAAGGUGCUGAGAAUCCUUACCUAGCAAGCAAAUGGAAUGGAAAGAAGGGAUUAUACUGUAAAUUGUGUAAUAUAACAUUGCAUUCCCUGAUCAAUAUGAUUCAUCACAUUAAGGCUUUGCAUUAUUUGCAAAUUGACAAUAUAAUUCGUAUGGAUGAAAACGAUGAACAGCGAUCUGAGUGUCGAUUGGAUGACAUCUUUAAGUUAUGUGACGUAGAUCAGUCGGAUAAAAAUAUCCAAAAUGGAGCCUCUCGUGACUUUAGUUUCACAUCUACAGACCCAGAAAUAAAUCAGCCGCGUACAAGCGAUGAGAAACCUUUAGAAAUUGCAGGAUACGAUUCAGCUGGAUCGAGUACAAUUGCAACUGACCAAAGAGAUGUCUGUUCAAACAUCGCAUACUUUGAUAAUGAUCAAAGUGACAUGUCAAACAUGAUUUUUCGCUGUUUUCAUUGUCCCUUUUCUGCGUAUAACAAACAUGACAUGAAACUUCACAUGGAAUUAUUGCACCAGGAUAAGGGGAAUGGAGAGCUUAUAUUUCGGUCACCAAGCAACAUCAAUUCCGUUUCUCCUGACUCUGUGGGGAAGCAAGAAGUGCUUUCAGGUGGUGAGUUUAAUGACAGCGAUUCACAAAGCUCUUUGCUAACUGCAAGCGAAAAGAGCAAUGUGAACAAGGAUGAGAAACCAGGCAAUCUAAACAUAUUUCCAGCACAAAUCCAAUGUCCCCUGUGCCAUGAUGUUUUUAUGGAUGUACAAGAGUUCGAUACUCACUUGUUGAACUUACACAGUGUCGGUAGAGAUGGGCUCAUCCGCCUUAUAAGUCAACUACGAUCUCUUGUGGCAAAAGAAACUGAUUCUAAUCAAUGUAAGGAGAAUAAGCUGGCGGUAGCGGAUAGGAGAAUUUCCAAUAGUACAAACGUAUCUGAAUCUCUGGACUCCGCGCCCGACAUAUACUGUUGCCAGCAAUGCGAUGCAGUUUUUAAGAGAGAACAACAGUUGCUCCUGCAUGCCCAGCAAAUGAAACAUUACAUAAUUAAACAAGGAGAAUAUCUUUGUUUAGCCUAUAAUGCCACACAAAAUAGCUGCGCUUUGCGCUUUCCCACUCCCGCUGCCAUGUUCACCCACUACAACGAUAAACAUAUCAAUUUAGUCAUUUCCGAGAGACAUGUUUACAAGUAUCGCUGUAAACAUUGUUCUCUUGCAUUUAAAACUCGAGAAAAGUUGUCAACGCAUCUAGUAUACCAUACGAUACGUGAUACAACAAAGUGUAGGAUAUGCAUGCGAAGCUUUCGCACGGUACAGGCUCUCGAAAGUCAUAUGGAAAUUACACAUAACGAAUCCAGAAAUGCGUUUAAAUGUAGCGAAGAUUCCGAAAUUGAAAGUAAAGUUUCACGCGAUGAAAAUAAUUUAUUCGUUGCCCCAUCUCCCGAACCAGUUCGGAAUGAAUUACAAGCAACACCAACCCAACCAGUAGAUCAAGAGAUGCCACCAACUGUGAUAACAGAACCAGUGAAAGCGCGUCCUCCGGACACAGAUGAAUUGUAUCAAAAUUAUGGCCAAAAAACCAACUCAAAUUCAGAGGACAUGAGCACACUACAUAACCUGCAGAAAAUUGCCACUGCUGCCGCUGCUUCGGGAUUUGCUCUAAACCCAGUUGAGAUGUUAAAUAUAAUUCAGUUUCACCAUCUCAUGUCUUUGAAUAUAAUGAAUUUGACUCCCCCCUUGCUAAUAAGUGGAACUAAUGCGAUCUCCACUGGACAUACAACACCAGCUGCUACAGACAGUGGACCAACAGAAAACACUCCUGCAGACCACAGAAGAACGCCACCACUGGAGAAAACACCCACGCCGGUGACAUUUGAAGGCCAGAAUACGAAAUAUAAAAAAAAUGUUUCGGUUGUUACAAACCCACAGACAUACGUGAAUCAGAAACGUGCUCGGACGCGUAUUACUAAUGAUCAACUAAGAAUUCUCCGUUCCCAUUUCGACAUUAAUAAUUCACCCAGCGAAGAAAGUAUUGCGGAAAUGUCUAGGGAGUCCAACUUGCCAAUAAAGGUUGUCAAGCAUUGGUUCCGAAACACUCUCUUUAAAGAACGCCAAAGAAAUAAAGACUCACCCUAUAACUUUAACAACCCUCCGUCAACCACAUUUAAUAUUGAAGAGUACGAACGUAAUGUACAAACCAAGUUUGAAACCGCCUCAACUGCGGAAAAUUGCCAACGUGAUUCAGUCUCACCGAUGCAAUCUUCCCAUUCGAUGGGAAGCAUUAACGAAUAUAUAAACACCCAACGAGCAGAAGGUAAAGGCAUAGGACCAGAACAUUCAUCAGCUCCAGAGGAAGAAUGCUUUUCCUCGAGAUUAGAGGCUCAAAAUAAAGCAGGGCACAUUAGCAAUUUGCCAAAAAACCACGGCAAUAUUGAACCUCAAGAGAUUUCGGAGCCAUUAAGCUCAACUAGAAAUUCUCCAAUUGCUGAAACACAAGAGUAUGGCUUACUCUCCGGAGAGCGAAAGAACAGAAUCAGCAGACAGGAUGAAGCUCAGUCGAUGAGCACAGUCACAGAACACAUUAACUUUGAAGAGAAAUCUGAAAGCAAUAGUUCAGACGCCCACUCACGACCGCAAACUCCACACAGCAUUCACACGGGGACUAUGUGCUCCAAUAUGACGGAAAGUCAGAGUCAAGAGUUAGAGGGUCUUUCUCUAAGCCAAAUGGGCCCACCAAAAAAUCACCAAACUCUCACCGCUCCCACUCAAAACACCGAUCGAGUAAUUAUCAACAAUUCAAGUAGUACAGGGCUUACCAACAACAACAGACUGUUUGAAAAGCAUUCGCGCUCGCCUCAAUAUGAUAGCAACUCCAACUCAUCCACGUCAUCCAACACGGUAGGCAAGAGAGCAAAUCGAACGCGCUUUACAGACUAUCAGAUCAAAGUGCUGCAGGAAUUCUUCGAGAACAACUCGUAUCCGAAAGAUAGUGACCUGGAAUAUUUGAGCAAGCUGUUGUUACUGUCGCCGCGAGUAAUUGUGGUAUGGUUCCAAAACGCCCGUCAAAAGCAGCGUAAAAUUUACGAAAAUCAACCGAACACCACAGUGUGUGACUCUGAGGAAAAGAAACAAAAUAUAAAUUACGCUUGCAAGAAGUGUAAUUUAGUUUUUCAGCGUUAUUACGAGUUAAUUCGUCACCAGAAAAACCACUGCUUCAAAGAGGAAAAUAACAAACGUUCUGCCAAGGCGCAAAUAGCUGCUGCUCAAAUAGCUCAAAACCUCAGUUCGGAAGAUUCCAAUUCUUCGAUAGAUAUAAAUAGCACCACCACGCCGGUCCUUUUAUCACACCAAAGCCCGUUGGCCCAAAGUCCAUCCGUCAUGACUGGAUACAACAAAAACUUGCGCCUGAACCGAUCAAUUAUCAGUGGAUUUCCAUCUAAAUCUAGCGAUGAUGUUGAUCUUCAAUUGAUGAAAUGCGGCAAGUGUCAUUUGUCAUUUUCUGAAGUGCAUCAUUUACGCCAACAUCAGUUAAUGCAUCUGUUCAAAGAUAACUUGUGUUCCACAGAAGAGCCGACGAAUAUUGAGUCAAACCCUUUUUACAGCCUACUUGAACAACUACAUCACAAGGCUGACGCAAAGCUCGCCAAACAGGUCGAUUCCAGCAACAAAUCAUAUAUUAAUAAGCGAAAAUAUUCCGAUGCUCUGUCGAAAGAAGAAGAAAAUUUUUCACUCGAUUCGUACUCUUCUAGUUUCGGAUAUCAAGCUCCGGCAAACAUGAAUAAUCUGCUCUACCAAAAUCUCAUAAGAACUGAAGAUAAAUACGAAAAUUCAGAUUUGCCCGAAAUGAACGAUGACUUUCUACGAAGUAUGGAACAAAAGAAAUUUAAAAAUUAUGAUUUUCUCAUUCAAUACUAUGAGAAAAAUGAACAAAAGAGAGAUGACAACUUCGAACUCGUCAAAAAUAAAAAGCCAAAUAUCGAGUCCUUGUGGCAGUACUACCAACUCAUGGAGUCCUACAAAUACUUUCAACUUGAAUAUCCAUCACAGUCCCUAAAUGAACGGAUGCUACCUAUGAAUGCAGCGGAACUGCUAAAGAACAAAAACAAUAGAACAUCAAGUAAUUGCAGCAGUACUGACUGUGAGGCAAUUAAUAUAGGCGAUAUUGCAAACUACAAGCUUUCAGAUUUAAUAUACAAAGACUGCGACGAUAAAACUCACAGUUCAUCGAAGUCAAAAGAGAGCGAAGAUUUGCAUCAAAAGUCUACAAGCGAUAGCCAAGAAAACAGAGUCAAACAACUGCUCGUGAAACCCUCAGAGAAAAUAGACCAACUUGAUGGUUUACUUGAAGUAAAUUCUCAAGACGCUUUCAAUGGUAGCCUAGGUGAUGAGAAAUGCAAUCGCAUUUUGAAAAACGUAGAUGCGAAUGUCAAACGCGGAAGCUGCAGCCCGUUUGCCUUCUCAUCAGAAUUAAAGUCUGUUUCGCAGGCUAUGCACCUAAUGUGUAGGUCAAAUGCAAAGAACGGUCUGUCCGAAUUUCCAAUAACAAAUAGAGUUGUAGGGACGAAAAACAAUCUAAAGAAUAACUUAUUUUGUAAUGAUCGCACUGAAAGCCCAGAAAAUAUUGACAAAAUAAUGAAUGAUGUGGAGACGAUAAAAUUUGUAAAUCAUGUGAUUCAAGUAAGUUAACCAUAGCAAUUUUCGAUAUCUAGUGGUGUUACACUCCAAAUGGAUAAUCAGUGGAUUGAGAAGUCCACAUAUAUGUAUAUACAUGCAUAUGCCUGUAUAUUUAUAUACGGAUAUAAAUAUAUAAGCAUAUAUGCUUUAAAAGCAUAUAUAUAUAAUUAAAUGGGGCCUAUGGACAAUAAAAGAUUUGUCAAUUUUUAACAAUACAUCAUAGAACAUUUUUA